Misgurnus anguillicaudatus (oriental weatherfish) is the source of this 3065-nucleotide messenger RNA. Lineage: Eukaryota; Metazoa; Chordata; Actinopteri; Cypriniformes; Cobitidae. The record is from RefSeq and is a predicted model, not a curated record.
AAUAAACAGCAGUAAAUAAAUAUUAUAAGCAGUUGUUUUGUUCUCUUUAUUAUCAACUAAUACAAUAAACAUGACAAAUGUGAAAAACAGUAAGAAAGUAAACUUUACCAUUUCACAGCACAAUCAAUAAAGCCACACAGGUGUUUAUGAUGAAUCUCUGCGACAGCUCUCUGACGCAUGAUAUUUGCGUCAGUGUCCGAAAUCGCUCACUCAUUUUCAUUUGCUUCUUCCCCAUAUAGUGGACUCAACUGUCAUUCCCCAUAUAGGGAAUAGUGAAUGAGUGAACGAGGGAACGGUUUCAGACACAGCUAUUCUGUUGGUUUAGAAAGACGACGUAACGGUAAAGGUGCAAGUCUAGAAAGUAAAGAGCGACAAAAGAUCUUACAGACUGCUGCUUCCAGAGAUAUCUGCACGCAACAAUGCUUAAGACAGAAGUCAAGCCUUACUGGGAUCUCUCAGUCAAAGUUUUACGUGGGAAUAUCAAAAAAUCAUACGACUACUUUUCUGAAGCUGACUGCUAUGUUAUCUUGAACUUACCCACGGCAUCUGCCCGUACAUAUCGCACCAAGACGAUCUCAAAUAUCAACACACCUGUAUGGAAUGAAACCUUCCACUUCAGGUUGCAGAGCAAUGUCAAGAAUAUUCUGGAGUUCCAGGUCUAUGACAAUGACCCGUAUAUGAGAGAUGAUCAUAUUGCCACUGUCCUGUUUGACAUUAAUAACCUCACACCAGAAAAGAAGGAGGAAAAAUGUUUCAUUUUAAAUGAUAUGACAAAAGAUGAGCUGUGGGUGGAGUUUGAGAUGACACAGAGCUCUGAGGUGCCGAGCCCAUGCGUGUCUAAUGGGGUGUUGGUGGCAAGUCCUUUUUGUGAGCUGACGGUGGGGGUAGACAAGCUUCUGAAGAACUCUGGAGCGAUACGUAAUAUGGUGUUGAACCUGAAAGGGGCGUAUAAAGAGGAUCAUGUCAUCUCACAAGAGAAGAAUCAGACAUUCUUAGACACAUUAUGUUAUUACAUCAACCGAAACAUGGAAACUGAACUUAAUCUGACCUCUUCUGAGGGAUAUCAAGUUGCAAAUCAAAAGACUCAAGAAACUGGGGCUUCUAUCCCUUUGAAACCACUACCAGCCCAACACCAAAUUACAGUGUCUUUGCCCCUGGGAGAGGAAAAAGUUGACGUGGAGCUGAAAACAGAUGAUCGUGAUACCGAAGAACUCGAUGUACGUUUGGCUUUUAAUAUGUCGAAGGAAGAAAAAAAAUUUCUGGCAAAGAGGAGUAAAGUUGUAUCAGAGGCACUUCAGAAAUUUCUGAAUCUCACCACUCCACCUGAACCCAGCAAGGUUCCAGUGAUAGCUGUGGUGUCUUCAGGAGGUGGGACUCGAGCAAUGACGGGCACCUAUGGAGCUAUUAAAGGGCUGCAGGAGAUCCAACUCCUUGAUGCUGUCAGCUACAUCACAGGGCUUUCUGGCUCCACCUGGACUUUAUCUUCUCUUUACUGCGACCCCAACUGGUCUAAAAGUGACAUCAAUACGUUUAUAGAGUCUUCGAAGAAAGAGAUCUCCAAAAGUAAAUUCAGUGUAUUUUCCCGUGAGCAGCUGUCAUACUACAAAAAGAAGAUGGAUGAGAGAGAAAAAGAAGGGCAUGCCGUCUCUCUUAUUGACAUGUGGGGUCUAGCUAUAGAGUAUCUUAUUCAAGGACAGAAACCCUUCGGUACACUGACUGAAAUGCAGAAGGCACUGUCCGAAGGCCAGAAUCCUUUACCCAUCUUCACAGCUGUUAAUAUGAAGGACGGCAGGUCAAAAUGUACAACAGAGGCCGAAUGGUGUGAGUUCACCCCAUAUGAAGUUGGCAUUCCUAAGUAUGGUGGGUUUGUACCUGCUCAGAACUUUGGGAGUGAAUAUUAUCUCGGUCACCUGGUCAAGAAACUUCCUGAAACUAGUGUGUCCUAUCUGUUGGGAAUAUGGAGCAGCGUUUUUUCAGCGAAUCUGACAAGUGUCUGGGGUGCCGCCACUGGCGUCGCCCCCUCAUGGAGCCCUGAGGCUCAAAAUGAAGCGAGUAAUACAGAGACUGAAAAUAGGACAAAAACACUCGGCACGUCCGUGUUGAGCCCAGUGGCUGACUUUGCAAGUAUGAUAAGCGGUUUUAUGACCAGUCGCCCAAUCAUCAGCCAGAUGUCCAACUUCCUGAGGGGUCUGCAGCUACACAGGGAUUACAACGAGAACUCUGCCUUUGUUGCAUGGAAAGAAAAGCACCCAGAUGCCUUUCCUAACACCCUGACUCCAAUGGAUCCUCAGCUUAGCCUAGUUGAUGGUGGAUUUGCCAUAAAUUCAGGAUAUAUCCCUGUGUUAGGCUCUCAAAGACAUGCAGAUGUUAUUCUGUCUGUAAACCUCUCCUGGGACCCAGACCAGUUUAUGGUCCUGAAGCAAACAUAUGAUUACUGUAUGGAUCGCAAGAUUCCAUUUCCAAAGAUUGAUUUCAAAAAGGUGGAGUCAGAGCCGUUGCAGGAAGUUUAUGUGUUUGAGGAUCAAGAAAAUCCAGAGGCUCCAAUAGUGAUUCACUUUCCCUUGGUCAACAUCACAUUCAAAGAGUACAAGGCUCCUGGUGUGAAAAGAGUUGGCGAGAAGGAACUGAAGGAGGGAGAUGUUAAUGUUGACUUCACUGAUGGCUCCUCCCCUUACAUUACUCGCAAACUUACAUACACACCGGAGGACUACGACAAGUUCGUUAACCUCAUUUCCUACAACAUCGUAAACAACAAAGAUGUUGUUUUGGAAGCUCUGAAGCAAGCAGUUAAGAGGAAAUCCACAUAAAGAUACAAGUUCAUGUCUGAUAGAUCUGAGUAGAACCAUACAUUUGUGUUCUAUUUAAUCUAUUACAUUAUUUAAUUUAUCAUUAAUUCAAUUAAAUCUUUCAUUUAUUUUAUCAUUUUAUCAUUAACUUUUUCCUUAUUUGUAUUAUUCUUUUAUAUUACAUUAAUUGUAAUUUUAUGUACACUCUAAAAACAAACGGUACUAGCACUAAAAGUGGUUCUUGGCUCUAGUAUGAACCCAGCAGGCAUAUGACCGACC